Beauveria bassiana ARSEF 2860 is the source of this 1008-nucleotide messenger RNA. RefSeq names its product thiamine pyrophosphokinase. Bases 1 to 1008 code for a protein of 335 amino acids. The record is from RefSeq and is a predicted model, not a curated record. NCBI's taxonomy places the organism in Eukaryota, Fungi, Ascomycota, Sordariomycetes, Hypocreales, Cordycipitaceae. The transcript has a single exon.
AUGGCUUCAUAUACCGGAGCAUCGCAGCCUGCGUCGGCCUUCCAUAAAGUCAUUGACGCGGGCAACGAAUUUGAUGGUGACCUAGACAACAUGUGGAAGUUCUUUAUCCUCAACAAUUCCAAGCCGGUAGGAUACAUGGCCGAAGAAUUUGCGAAACAGAUGGACUGGGAAGGAACUUUCUUCAAAGUCUGCGAGAGCACGAGGACGAUACAUUUGAACCCAGACCUGCUCCCCGGCGAGGAUGCGACUGAGGUCUGCAAACAGCAAUUUACACGGCUCUGUGAGAUAAACAGGUCGCGAUUCAACGGCGUUCUUGACACAUGGCUCUCAAGAAAACCCUCAUUUGAAGCAAUCAGAUUCCUUGAUAGCCCUGGGGCCAUGUUGGAGAUUCCGACGCCGCUUCGCGGAAUCUUUGGCAUCGUGACGGCCGGUGUGCAUCUCAACGUGUAUACGAUAAUCGGAGGGCAGAUCUUCAUGUGGGUAGCGAAACGAUCGCAGACAGCCUCCUACCCCGGCAUGAUGGACCAGCCGGUGGCCGGUGGCAUGGAUCCAGAGGAUGGCUACGACGCCUGGGCAGCCCUGGAGCACGAAGCCUGGGAAGAGGCCGGCCUAGUUCUGGACCGGACUUCCCAGAAGUUGAUGGAAUCAUGCCAUACAUAUGUGUAUCCUGUCGAGGGCCCAUCGCGCAUUUCUUUUUAUGAUAGGAAGAAUCGCGAUGCAGGUGAUGCACAUGGCCAUAUUGAACCCGGUGUGCGGUUCGUGUUUGACGUGGAGUUUGAUCCCGACCAUGUCUUCGCUCCUAGCACCGAUGACGCCGUUGGAUACGUUAUUCUACAGUCUGUGAAUGAAGUCACGGAAGACAUGUUCAAUAACAAAUGGAAGCCAAAUUCAGCCCUCGCGGCAUUGGACUUUUUGUUGCGCAAGGGCUGCAUUGUCGAUGACGGGGAUGGUACAAUAGACGAGCUUCGGGCGCGGCUACAGAGACCGCUACCACUAGCAACCGAGUGA